Priceomyces carsonii is the source of this 1395-nucleotide messenger RNA. RefSeq names its product CCR4-NOT core DEDD family RNase subunit (gene POP2). Bases 1 to 1395 code for a protein of 464 amino acids. Lineage: Eukaryota; Fungi; Ascomycota; Pichiomycetes; Serinales; Debaryomycetaceae. The record is from RefSeq and is a predicted model, not a curated record. Gene Ontology annotation, cellular component: P-body; CCR4-NOT complex; CCR4-NOT core complex. The transcript has a single exon. Gene Ontology annotation, molecular function: poly(A)-specific ribonuclease activity; nucleic acid binding.
AUGAAUGUUAAUCCACAGCUUCAGUACUUGCAGCAGCAGCAACAGCAACCGCAGCAAGUAUUAGGAGCUACUGGACUGUCACCACAAGUUUCUCAGUUACAGUUACAGCAACAGCAGUUGCAAAGACAGCAGUUGUUAAAUCAACAUUUACAGCAACAAACACAUUCUCAAUUAGGAGGAUCUGGAAGUUUAGGAUUCAAUCCUGCAAUGACAGCCUUAGGUAAUGCUAAUAAUGGACAGACUUCUGUGGGAAGUGGGAUGGCCGCAUCAAGCCAGAAUUUGAAUCCUGUUUUGCAAUUACAAUUACAGCAGCAGUUGCAACAACAACAACAACAGCAGCCUACUCAGCAAUCUCAUCCGUCAGCAAAUUUCCAACCACAGCGCCAACUGCAACUGCAACCACAUCAGGCACCUACUAUAAAAGAGGUCUGGAGCCAGAACUUAGAAUAUGAAUUUCAAUCGUUGCGUUCUUUUAUUGAAGAUCGCUCAUCCGACAUAUUCAUUGCAAUUCAUCAGGAAAUACCAGGGAUUGUUGUGAGACCUGUUGGCUCUUUUAAAUCUUCAUCAGAUUACCACUUCCAAACGUUAAGAUCGAAUUCAGAUUUAUUGAAUAUAAUUCAAUUGAGCUUGUGUGUCACCAAGAUCAACAGGAAUGAAACAAGCUCUUCAGUUAUUUGGCAAUUCAACUUUUAUUACGAUUUAAACUAUGAAAUGUAUAACGAGGAGCACUUGGCAAUGCUCUCUCAAACGUCACAAAUUAACUUCCCCAUGCACAUGGCACAAGGUAUAAAGCAGUUUUCCUUCGCAGAAUUAUUGAUUGAAAGCGGUCUAUUAUUGGAUGAUUCAAUAAAUUGGAUCAGUUAUCACGCGGGCUAUGACUUGGGGUUUUUCAUUAGCUUGCUAAUGAACAAAAACCUCCCUGAUGAAGAAAAAGACUUUUACUGGUGGUGUUCAAAGUAUUUCCCAAAUUUUUACGAUCUCAAGUUUUUGGGAAAUCAACUUUUGAACAAAUCCCCAAGCGACACAGAAGGAGGGAAAAAUUCCACUAACAAACCUUCUAUUGAAUACUUGGCAGAAGAGCUUCAAUUGUUACCAAUAUCUCCUGCAAUUCGCCAAUACUUUGCAACCUCAUCAUCUACUUAUUACCCAGGCCAUCAACAGCAAAUAACUUCAACAUUGCAUGCAUAUUUGUCGAUGGAAUGUUUCAAAGAAUUGCUCAGGAAAUCUUCUUACGAUCCAGGGGCUCUUAAAAGCUAUAAAGGUAUAAUUUGGGGACUAGGCAAUAUUUAUGGUCCGAAUCAAAACGAUGAUUUACAAAUACAUGAUGCUGGAGCGGGAAUUUUAACACCUAGUGGUUCAAAGGGAUUUGUUCAUUUUGGAAGACCCCUUCAAUAG